CCCUCUUGGACAAAGAUGCAGAACUUGUCGGUGGUAGAAAGUCUUGGUGACGCAGACACACCACACUGUGAGCCUCCAAAAGACCUGGCAGCUGGGGCAGGUGGAGUGUCUCUCCAUGAAAAUGGCUGUAGCUGGAAUGAAAGGACAAGCAAUGAAGAAAUUGUUAAUUUUGAAGCAGCGCAGCAAAGCCUCCCUGCAGCGAACAGCGAAGGGAGAAGUUGCGAGGAGUUUCCCGAGAGCAGCUUUAGUCCCUCAGAACCCAGCGGUUCCUGGGGUGAUUUUGAAGGCUUCACAGAGCCCUUAGACAAAUCCGAGAUGUCCAGUGAUAACCUUGAAGUUUUGGUGAAUUCAGCAGUAACUCGGGGAGCCGAUGCGGGGCUGAGCAGAGGAGGCUGCAGCGUUUCCAUUUCUGCUGCCCACGGGUGUGCGGAGCCAUCUCUGUGCCAUGGCAAGCAGGAGGCUUCGGGCUCUCUCAGUCAGGAAGACCACAGCUAUGAGGAGAUAUUCAAGUUGAGCUUUCCAGAAGUCUUUGUGCCACAGUCCAGAGAGUGCAUAAGAAGCUUAGAGCAAGUUCUUGAUGCAAGUAAUGAAGAUGUUUGGAUUCCUGAACUUUUGAAGAAUCAGCUUUGCAUGGAUUCUGGAAAUGUAUGGAGAGCACUCAGGGACUCUGAUAACGCCCCCAGCUCAAGAUAUCCCUGGAGAAAAUCCCAUUGCCAAGAAAACCUCCUGAGCGUUCUCGGAGUAGAUGCAAAUCAAAAGGACGUUUCAGAGAACCAGACUGAUAUUUUUGAAGAAUCAAAUGUCAAAGAUAAUGAGGACUUUAGGUUUGAUGGAUUCAGUGUUAAUGACUGCAAAGCAUUGAUCCAGACCAAGCUUUCUGUGUCACCAGACUCCAGACAUGGUCACCUUUUCAGCUGUAAUCUCUUUUUGAAGACCACAUCAUCAAAUGAAAAUACACAGUAUAUAACAAUCCCAAGGAAAAAGCAGAUUUUUUCUACACACAACCUAAAAAUGAAAUUUUUCAGUAGUGAUGUUUGUUGA
Melospiza georgiana is the source of this 1041-nucleotide messenger RNA. RefSeq names its product clathrin binding box of aftiphilin containing 1 (gene CLBA1). Gene Ontology annotation, molecular function: clathrin binding. The transcript is spliced from 5 exons. Gene Ontology annotation, cellular component: AP-1 adaptor complex; trans-Golgi network membrane. Gene Ontology annotation, biological process: intracellular transport. The record is from RefSeq and is a predicted model, not a curated record. The coding region runs from base 16 to 1041 and encodes 341 amino acids. NCBI's taxonomy places the organism in Eukaryota, Metazoa, Chordata, Aves, Passeriformes, Passerellidae.